AUGGCGGGAGCCGCCGCGCUGGCGCAGGGUUCCGUCGCAGUCUCCGCACAGACCGCUCGGGCAGCGCACCAAUCUCCAAUCGCCGAUCAUUCUCGUCCCGGCGCGCGCCUGUCCAGCAGAGCAGCAACCGCAACACGGCUACCUCUCGCGGGCAACUCCGGCGCUGCACUGCGGAUCGAGACCCGGCGCGCGGCGUUCAGGCGCAGUGCGGGGCGGCGCGUGGCGGUGGCAUCGCUGGCGGAGGAGGAGCGGGAAUUAGAGGCGGUGGAGGCGCUUUCAGACGCGAAUUGGGCGCACAUGAGUGCCACGUGGACCCAGCAAGUCCAGCUGGACGAGAAAGAGAAGCCUCUAGCGGAAUACAUGACUCUACCCGCGUCGCAGUACUCGGUGCUGGACGCGGAGCGCAUCGAGCGCGUGGACGGCAGCACGUUCCGCUGCUACGCGCACCGCGCGCAGUUCUUCAGCGUGGAGGUCUGCCCCGUGCUACUCGUGCGCGUCGACGAGGAGACCGACGGGUGCACGAUCAGGCUGCUCUCCGCCACGCUGGACGGGUCACCCAUAGUGAAGUCGCAGAACAAGAAGUUCCGAGCGUCCAUGGUGAACCGGGUGCGGUGGGCGCCUGACCCCUCCUCGCCCUCCUCGCGCCUCAUCAUGUCAGAUACCAUUCUCAAGAGCUCAGUGGAGGUCCCAGUGCCAUUCCGGAUGAUCCCAAGGGAGGUCAUUGAGAGUGCAGGCAACAAGCUGUUGGAGCAGAUUCUUAAAGUGGCCGUGCCGCGCUUCCUAGAGCAGCUGAAAAAGGACUAUGAGGCAUGGGCUUCAGGUGACACCUCUCGAAAGCCCCUCGGCACAGGGGAGUUGUAA
Molecule: messenger RNA, 861 nt
Organism: Closterium sp. Naga37s-1
Lineage: Eukaryota; Viridiplantae; Streptophyta; Zygnematophyceae; Desmidiales; Closteriaceae
Source: the annotation of a GenBank genome assembly